Molecule: messenger RNA, 198 nt
Organism: Aspergillus alliaceus
Lineage: Eukaryota; Fungi; Ascomycota; Eurotiomycetes; Eurotiales; Aspergillaceae
Exons: 2
Coding region: 1-198 (65 amino acids)
Source: RefSeq, a predicted model, not a curated record
AUGAAGGCCCGUGAGCACAAGACCAGCACGCGGUUAGGCCAGGCCAUCAAUAUUACCGUGUACUGGGACAUUGCUAUUGAGAUCAGCCAGCAGUUCAUGCAGCUAUCCAGCGCGUUUGCCAGUAAUAUACAGGAGAAGCAGAAAUUGGCCGCGGCUGCAUUAAAUACAGACGCGGAGAAUAGUAUAGAUAAGAAGUAG